Hyaloperonospora brassicae is the source of this 993-nucleotide messenger RNA. NCBI's taxonomy places the organism in Eukaryota, Oomycota, Peronosporomycetes, Peronosporales, Peronosporaceae. The record is from the annotation of a GenBank genome assembly.
AUGGCUUUCGAGCCCAACGAACUCAUCACUAACGUUUGGUACUACGUAGACGAAGCGACCAGGACGCAAAAGCUCUCUGCUUCUUCCUGCUGCGGGCCCAGACCAUCAUGUCAUCCGAGAGAGUCAUCAGACCCACCGCAAGCUGAGGGCACUCGAGAUGCUGAUCUGGAGCUCUUCGACUUUGACUGCAACUUGACACACCAAGAUCUCCGAAGCGAUAUCGAGUCUUUAAUGCGCCAGGCUGCAACUGUUGGUGUCAACGAGAUGCUGGUGCCUGGUGCAUCAAUCGAAGACUCUCAACGAGCUCUCGAACUGUGCAGGCAACACCCGACACAGCUCUUUCCAACAGCUGGAGUGCAUCCGUACAACGCCCGGACAAUGCCAACGGCUGAGGAGCUCGCAACGCUUCGAGAUCUCCUCAAACUCGAACAAGUUCGUGCAGUCGGAGAGUGUGGCCUCGACUACUCGCCGAGUUUUCCAGAACGAAAAUAUCAGCGACGAUGGUUCGCUGAGCAAUUAGCGCUGGCCUGUGCGCUGAAGAAGCCACUGUUCUUGCAUGAACGACAAGCGCAUGACGACUUCAUUGAGCUGAUUGACGAAGCCACCAAGCAUUGUGCCGGAUACUUCCCGCCAGCAGUCGUGCACUGUUUCACGGGGAAUGAGGAAGAACUAGACGCGUACAUUGCCCGUGGCGACAACUGGUACAUUGGCAUCACAGGGUUCAUUUGCAAGCCACAAGGAGCUGCGUUGAGAGAAAGGCUGAAGCACGUGCCGUUGAACCGCCUUGUUCUGGAGACAGAUGCGCCGUACAUGGGGUUCCCCAAAUGUCGCCGUGCUGAGGUGUCCGGAAGAAAGAAACAGUAUCCAAAUGUGCCCAGCGCCAUGCUGCUCGUGGCUCAAGCUGUUGCUUCUGCGCUCGGUCGGUCACCGCAGGAGGUUGCGAAACGAACGCGGGCGAAUGCACGACGCUUUCUCUCGCUGCCGAUGAGCUAG